AGUAGUUGGGGAAGAGUUCCUUCAUCCCCUUGGUGUGGUGCCACUAGGUAGGGCAGAAAGAAAAAGGAAAAAAAAUUGGGCAUUGUUUUUGGGUUGUAGACUGGAUCACUCACUACUCCACAUUGUGAGAGGAGAGAGUCUCAGCUCCAAAACUCCAUUCUAAUCGCGAGCUCGUUUAAAUACCCGCGGCGGCUUUCUUCUUUCCCUAACCGCCAACGCGUUCCUUGUGUUUGAGAAGAUCAUCAAUCGAGCUCUGUGAUAGUGCCUGUGUGUUCUCCUUUUUUUCUCUCUUUUCUGGCUGUGUGGUCGAUCGAAGUGAAAGUGAGGAAAUGGGCUGGAUCUAGGACGCAUUGGGUCUCUUGGGUUCCAAUCCGAUCCUCCUGGGUCGCGCUCCAUCGCCAGAUCUCCUCGCGCGCGGCAAUGCAUGUCCAUGGCUGCAGUGGCGGUGCCACUCGCGGCAGCAUCGCGCGCGGCCUCAAGAGGCUCAAGCUCCUCCAGCGCUUGAGAUCCUCGCGGGUGUCGAGGGAUCACUAUUCCUCCAGCUCCGGGAGCAGUAGCCUCGGCUCAGAUUGGCUCCAGCGCACGUCCAGCUCCUCCUGGGAGCUCUUCAGCGAGGAGGAGGGCAGCCACAACGAUGGCUACGAUCACCAUAGCGACGACGAGGAGCUCUAUCUCCCCAAGGACGUCCCCGAGGGGUUCCUCGCCGUCUACGUUGGCGAGGAGAGGAAGCGCUUCGUGGUGGAUGCCCGGCAUUUGAAUCACCCCUGGUUUAAGAUCUUGCUGGAGCGAUCGGCGGAGGAGUUUGGCUUCGAUCACAAGGGCGGCCUCACGCUCCCUUGCCGAGUCGUGGUGUUUGAGAGCCUCCUUGGUGUUCUUGAGCGUGGCGAUACUCCCAGCUUGAAGCAGCUCGCCCAGAUCGAAGAGCUCCUCGCGGUAUAGGAGGGAGAGGUUCGUGCAAACCACCAUUGAUUGAUCUCUUUCUCUUAUUUCCUUUCUAGAAUCUAGUGAGAAAGAAAAAAGAAAAGGCUGAGGAAGUGGUGCCAUUGUCACUAAGAAUGCGUGCGCGCCCUCCUCUCUCUCUCUCUUUCGCACAAAGUGUAUGUAAAAGGGAGGAGAGUUUGAAGCUGGAAUUUUCUUUCCUUCUUUUUUUUUCCCUUCCAGUGAUCAAUCGAUCACCUCAAUUCAAUCAAACUUAGAUCAUGGGUCGCUUGUCACUUUCGAUUCCA
This is a messenger RNA of Selaginella moellendorffii, 1226 nucleotides long. RefSeq lists its product as uncharacterized. The record is from RefSeq and is a predicted model, not a curated record. Gene Ontology annotation, biological process: response to auxin. The coding region runs from base 421 to 939 and encodes 172 amino acids. The transcript has a single exon. Lineage: Eukaryota; Viridiplantae; Streptophyta; Lycopodiopsida; Selaginellales; Selaginellaceae.